This is a messenger RNA of Dreissena polymorpha, 2048 nucleotides long. RefSeq names its product pre-mRNA-splicing factor RBM22-like. Lineage: Eukaryota; Metazoa; Mollusca; Bivalvia; Myida; Dreissenidae. The record is from RefSeq and is a predicted model, not a curated record. The transcript is spliced from 9 exons. Bases 7 to 1281 code for a protein of 424 amino acids. Gene Ontology annotation, cellular component: U2-type catalytic step 1 spliceosome; Prp19 complex; U2-type catalytic step 2 spliceosome. Gene Ontology annotation, molecular function: metal ion binding; pre-mRNA binding; U6 snRNA binding.
AAGAAAAUGGCGUCCUCCAAAGGAGCAAACACGUAUAACAGACAAAAUUGGGAGGAUUCGGAAUUCCCUAUUCUGUGCCAGACAUGCCUGGGAGACAAUCCUUAUCUGAGAAUGAUGAAAGAACCCUAUGGAAAGGAGUGCAAGAUCUGUGCGCGGCCAUUUACAGUGUUCCGUUGGUGCCCAGGGGCCCGUAUGAGGUUCAAGAAAACUGAAGUCUGCCAGACAUGCUCCAAAAUCAAGAACGUGUGUCAAACCUGCUUAUUAGAUCUUGAAUAUGGCUUGCCUGUACAAGUGAGAGAUGCAGCUCUGAAGAUCCAAGACAACAUGCCCAAGUCAGAUGUGAACAAGGAAUAUUACCAGCAAAACAUGGAAAGAGAGAUGGCCCUGAAUGAUGGCGUGAACCCUUCUGGUGCUCUGGGUAAGGCCAUGGCCCCCAGUGAUAUGCUCCUCAAGUUGGCACGCACCACACCCUACUACAAACGCAACAGACCCCACAUAUGCUCCUUCUGGGUGAAAGGGGAAUGUAAGCGAGGGGAGGAAUGUCCAUACAGACAUGAGAAGCCAACAGACCCAGAUGACCCUCUGGCAGACCAGAACAUCAAGGACCGUUUCUACGGGAUGAACGACCCUGUGGCUGACAAGUUGAUGAACCGCUAUACCUCCAUGCCCAAGCUUGAGCCCCCUGAGGACCGCACCAUCACCACCUUGUAUGUCGGAGGGCUCGGCGACAAGGUCGGAGAGACAGAACUCAAAGACUAUUUCUACCAGUUUGGUGAAAUUCGCUCCAUUAAUGUGGUGUCGAAGCAGCAGUGUGCGUUCGUACAGUUCACCACACGUGCUGCUGCAGAGACAGCCUCAGAAAAGUCAUUCAAUAAGCUGAUCAUCAACGGGCGUCGCCUGAACAUCAAGUGGGGCAAGUCCCAGGGCCAGAUAGGGACAGAGAGGGAGGAGAAGGAGGAGGAGCGACAUAACCUGGCCCCUGUUCCUGGGCUGCCUGGAGCUUUGCCUAUACCUCCAGAGGAGAUUUCCAACAAUUUCUUCAAUCUGGGCCCCAUGCCUCCCAUGCAGUUGAGGGGACCCAUGCCACCUAGAGGGCCGCCUCACAUGAUACCCAUGUUCAUGAGAGGACCCCCACCCCCAGGUGUUCGUCUGCCGCCCCCACCCCCAGGGAUGAUGCCAUUGAGGCCCCCACCAGGGGUCAUGCCCCGGGGUCAUGUACCUCAGAUGCACUAUCCCUCUCAGGACCCCAACAGGAUGGGGGCGACCAUGCAAAACAGAUAGAACAUUGCACCUUGCUACAGCUUGGAUUUGUAUUAGACAUCUACUUCAGCAAUGGCUGAUGAAAACAGGACGUAUAUCUUGUUCAGUUUCAGCUUCCAGUGUCGAGAUUUUAUCUACACCAAAUGAAAAGUGUGUGGUCUAUAUAGAAACAGGUAUGGUGAACAUUGCUGAUCCUAUAUGGUUCUGUUGGUCAUGUACACAAAGCUUGGCUGUGUCAUGUUUUGUGAAGCUUUAUGCCUUGAACAAGAAACAAGAACAAGUUUAUGGACCAUUUAUAUAUCCGAUUUGUAGUUGUUUCCUCUCAAUUAUUAUCAGAUAUAUGGCUUCAUAUGUAUUGCAUGUAAUAGUUGAGUUGAAACCAAAUCUGAUUUGAUGUAUUUCAUAAACUUGUAUUAGAAAAUUCACGUCUAGGGUCUCAAGUUUGGUAGCUCCAUAAAUUAUAUGAUAUAAUUUAUGGAGCUACCAAACUUGAGACCUUAUAUCCUUAAAUCUCUAUAAUGGAGAAUGAGGAGAAUAUGAACCCCAACAUUUUCUGCUUUGUUGUUCUUUGUCCUGAUAUGCGAAUAACUUUUUCAUUAUUUUUCAAAGCGACUAUGUGUCAAUUAUAACAUGUAGGCUCCUAUGUAUUGUUUACACAUGGAAUUGUUAUAAUAAUUUUUUGGAACAUUUUAUAAAUUCAUGUUUGAAUUAUAUUCUUUUAAUUUGUAUUUUACUGGUACAUGUUUUUCAAGGCACACAAUAAAUAUGGAAGUAAAAUUUUUGUUCAA